AUGUCGCCAGUCAUCAUUACUUGUCGAUUUUUUUCACCUGCCGCCAUGCCGUCAUCAGCAAACCUGGCAAACAAAGAGCUGCGAUUCGCGCUUCUUGCCCUUUUCCCCUCUGCAGAUUUACGGAUGGUCAGCGAAGCCGCCAAGUGCGGUGACCUGGAUGUGGCUUCGCAAUUCUUGAGGACAGCCCUUGCUGAGAGCGAAGCGCCGGAAGCCAACGCGCCGCGGGCAGCGCCUGAGACUGCUGAGGCCGAGCCCGCUUCGACGAGUGACCCGAAGCCUUCCCUGCCCAUGCAGCGAGUGGUGGACGAGGAAAAGGGCAGGCGGGCGCUGGAUGCUCUGGGAACUGUGGUAGAGCCUGACUGCGUGGCCCUGGAUGAGGCUUUAGCCGCAGCCAGGAAGCAGGACCUCGAGGAGAAGGCGGAGAAGCAGAAGCGGUCCACAGACAGUAGCCAGGGAUGUGCUGUGCCGGGCGCUCGCACCGCGGAUGGCUGGGAGAUCCAAUGCCAGGUCAACACGGAGCGGACUUGCCAGUCUCUCCGCACGCUGCAAUACCCCAAGGAUGAGCUUUGCACUGCAGCCGAGAAGAUUUUGUUCCAUGUGGGCAAUGACAACACGGGCGCUUUUGCUGCUGUCUGCUUUGAGCGGAUGUUGCAGCGAGAGCAAGAGAUGGACCGGGAUUUCUGCGUCUUCUAUCACCACUACAACAGCGCCUCCCUGCUUUAUGAAGUCCAGGCGGAGCUCGCAAGGUACGCGUUCUCGUUGCCCGACAACCUGGCGCCCCUCCCACGGGUGUUGACCGGACACUUCAAGGGCGCCACCUUGAGUAAGUUGAAGGAGGCCGGUAGACACGGAGACCAUGAUCCCUGGUACCGCUCACUGGGCCUCUCAGCCUCUCCCACGCUCUUUGCCUUUGGCUCAGAGGCACCUCCCCUGCACUGCUUCCGCGCCGGCUACGGAUGUGAGGACCUCUCCUUCCAGGGGCUGUUGACAGCUUUGCUCCAGGAGGCUCUUGACUUGAAGAAGGACGUGGCAGAAAAGCUCACUGCCAAGUUAGCCGAGGUGGGUGCCAGCUACGGGUUACAUGUGGCAGGCUAUGGCCACACUGAGAGAAGAAAGGUGGAUCGCUUGGGCGGUCAGAUGCUGCAGAUCUUCAUCAAGAAGAAGUUCGUGACGGACUACGUCUACCACAGCGAGCCGUAUGGGAUCCCGAUAGACACCGAGGUGCUGCCGUGGCUGGAGAGCCCGAAGAGUGUGAAGAAAGCUUUGGAUGGGCAGGUGCGAAUCCUCUUCGACCCGGAGCUCUUCACCAGUGGGAAGGGCCAGCUCUUCCACUACUGCGGAGACUGGGAGUUCCUGGGAGGAGAUGCUGAGAUGAAAGACUCACGUGCAUCCUUCGUGCUCGCACUGCGCGAGGUCCUGCGGCCCCAGAUGAGCAAGCAGCCCCCCCGGCAACUGCAGAAGCGACUCCGUGACAGUGUACCCCCGCGCCCGGAUCUACCGAAGCCUGAUCACACUGAAGACCCUCCAGCAGUCCCAGCAGCGGUGCCGGCAAAGAAGAAGAAAGACCUGCCGAAGCUCGUGACCGAUGAUUAA
This is a messenger RNA of Symbiodinium natans, 1593 nucleotides long. Lineage: Eukaryota; Dinophyceae; Suessiales; Symbiodiniaceae. The record is from the annotation of a GenBank genome assembly.